AUGGCAUUCGGCAGCUGGGAUAAUAAAAAGAUCGAGCCAGAGAAUUUUUUAGAGUGUUUAGUUAGACAAAAGAAAGCAUUAGAAGAAAUAGCAAAGAUGGCGAAUAAAAUUAUGCAAGAAAAAGAAGAAAAAGAAGAAAAAGAAGGGAAAAAAGAGGAAGAAAAAGAAGAAGGAGGAGAGGAAGAAGGAGAAGAAAAGGAAGAAAAAGAAGAAAAAGGAAAAAGAAGAAAUGCUAGGGUAAUACAACAAUAA
Messenger RNA from Eimeria maxima, 252 nucleotides. RefSeq lists its product as hypothetical. The record is from RefSeq and is a predicted model, not a curated record. NCBI's taxonomy places the organism in Eukaryota, Apicomplexa, Conoidasida, Eucoccidiorida, Eimeriidae. The transcript has 2 exons. The coding region runs from base 1 to 252 and encodes 83 amino acids.